AUGAUAAGUUUUCUUAGGAAAAGAAAUAUAUUAGAUAAUUUCAUCAAGGCUCAUAUUGGACCGACAAGACAAAGUCCAAGAUCAUUUCAUCAUAGCACCCGAAUUAUGAACUCCAUUAAAGAUUUGAGUGAGAAUGUUUGGCAACCACAAGAUGCCUUGCCUAAACACAUCAAGGAUUUACUUACCCCUGGUACCCAACCAGUUAAUUACAUGUUUGCAUUUUUGCAGAUCAUUAGAUCAUUGAAGUAUCAAAAAAGAACUGGUUGGUUGGAUCAUGGCAUACCUGCAGAAGCAACUGAGAGUAUAGCUGAUCACAUGUAUCGUAUGGGUGUAAUAUCAAUGUUAGUUCCAAAAGAAGUAGAUUCGAAUAAGUGUGUCAAAAUUGCCAUUGUCCACGAUAUAGCUGAAUGUUUGGUAGGGGACAUCACGCCAUAUGCUGGAAUCACCAAAGCUGAGAAACAUCGUAGAGAAUUGGCCACCAUUAAUUAUCUCAGCGAGUUGAUUAAACCUUAUAACGAAGAAUUUUCCAAAGAAAUGUUGGAAUUGUGGUUGGACUAUGAAGAAAUUAGAAAUUUGGAAGCCAGAUACGUUAAGGAUAUCGACAAGUAUGAAAUGAUUCAAACAGCUUGGGAAUACGAAUUGCAAUUUGGAUUGAAACAUAAUUUAGAUCAGUUUUAUACCGCAAGACAAGCAAUCAAAACUAGUGAAAUUGGAGAGUUGUGUGAUGCCUUAUUAGAAAAGAGAGAUGAGUUGAUUAAACAGUUGAAAGCACAAGAGUCCUGA
Molecule: messenger RNA, 783 nt
Organism: Candida dubliniensis CD36
Lineage: Eukaryota; Fungi; Ascomycota; Pichiomycetes; Serinales; Debaryomycetaceae
Product: 5'-deoxynucleotidase
Exons: 1
Coding region: 1-783 (260 amino acids)
Cellular component (GO): cytoplasm
Molecular function (GO): 5'-deoxynucleotidase activity
Source: RefSeq, a predicted model, not a curated record